This is a messenger RNA of Strongylus vulgaris, 258 nucleotides long. Lineage: Eukaryota; Metazoa; Nematoda; Chromadorea; Rhabditida; Strongylidae. The record is from the annotation of a GenBank genome assembly.
AUGAAUCGGUUUUUAGAAUUCGCUAAUCGUUUUCACAGUUUGCCUGGGCAUCUUCGGGUACUGUGCGGUGCAGGAGGAAGUGAAUCCAGAUUCCAAGUGGGCAGAAAUCUUUCGCGUAAUUACUCGGGAGCCUCUAAAAUGGUUGGGGGCGGACAAGAUGGAGACAAGGCCCAGCCCAAGCCUCUCAGCGCAUCAGAGAGGGCUGAGACAAAUUGCCCUAUUGCGCUGGCUUCCGCGCUUGACGCUCAGUGCAGUUAA